Vigna angularis (adzuki bean) is the source of this 1812-nucleotide messenger RNA. Its product is annotated as F-box/kelch-repeat protein At1g67480-like. NCBI's taxonomy places the organism in Eukaryota, Viridiplantae, Streptophyta, Magnoliopsida, Fabales, Fabaceae. The record is from RefSeq and is a predicted model, not a curated record. Gene Ontology annotation, molecular function: protein binding. Bases 344 to 1510 code for a protein of 388 amino acids. The transcript is spliced from 2 exons.
AUACUUGGGAAAUGUGUGAGGGUAAAUACGGAUUUGGAAGCUUAAGAUAUAAUUGGCAGAACACAAGUAAGAAGGAUUACUGUAGGAGCAUAACUUCUGUUAUGGAACUACAGUCAGAUUGGAUAAAGCACAGAAAGUCGUCUUCAUAUUCUGCUCACGUGGUUCGUUGUGCAACAUCUUUUAUGCCAUGGUCUUGUAGAAUCCCAAUUGGUGAAGGGUAUUAUGAAUUCCUUUAGUUAGUUGUAUUCAUUAAGACAUUUUCACACUGUUUGGUUGAUUGGUCGCCAACAAAAUUUCUCUACGUCUUUGUGGUACGUCAUAUCUGUGUUUGCUAAUUUGAAAAAUGCCUGGUUUUGUGGCUGAAAAGAAGAGAUAUACAGACCCAAAUAUGUGUUUUCCCAAUUUGGCCAACCAUGAUAAACCAACCCCUACAAAAAGCAAUCGUUGUGUGAGGUCUGAGGCUGUAGAUGAUGAUGAAGAUUGUAGUAGCCCCAUUCUACCUGGGCUGCCUGAUGAUGUUUCAAAGCACUGCCUUGCACUUGUGCCUCGUUCUAACUUCCCAUCCAUGGGCGGUGUAAAUAAGAGAUGGAGAGGCUUUAUUCAAAGCAAAGAAUUUAUAACUGUCCGAAAAUUGGCUGGGAUGGACGAGGAAUGGCUCUAUAUCUUAACAGCUGGUAGCAAAGGAAAAGGGAGCCAUUGGGAGGUCAUGGAUUGUCUGGGACAUAAUCGCCGAUCUCUUCCAUCAAUGCCUGGUCCAGCAAAGGCUGGCUUUGGAGUGGUGGUUCUCAAUGGAAAGCUCCUUGUUAUGGCUGGUUGUUCAUCAGUUGACGGAACUGCAUCUGUCUCAGAAGAGGUUUAUCAAUAUGAUUCUUGCCUCAACAGCUGGAGCAGAUUGUCAAAUAUGAAUGUGGCUCGGUAUGACUUUGCUUGUGCUGAAGUGAAUGGCUUAGUUUAUGCUGUUGGAGGCUACGGCGCAAACGGUGAUAGCCUCUCCAGUGCAGAGGUGUAUGAUCCGGAUACCAACAAGUGGACGCCAAUAGAAAGCCUCCGUCGCCCAAGAUGGGGUUGCUUUGCCUGUGGAUUUGAAGGGAAGCUCUAUGUCAUGGGUGGAAGGUCAAGCUUUACAAUUGGAAAUUCCAAGUUUGUUGAUGUGUACAGCCCAGAGAAGCAUGGCUGGUGUGAGAUGAAAAAUGGGUGUGUGAUGGUCACUGCUCAUGCAGUGCUGGGAAAGAAGUUGUUCUGUACGGAGUGGAAAAACCAGCGUAAGUUGGCAAUAUUCAAUCCAGAGGACAAUUCAUGGAAAAUGGUACCAGUCCCUUUGACAGGGAGUUCAAGCAUUGGUUUUCGGUUUGGGAUAUUGGACGAUAAGUUAUUGCUAUUCUCACUGGAGGAGGAGCCUUCAUAUAGGACUUUGUUGUAUGAUCCAAGUGCAGCACCAGGAUCUGAAUGGCAGACUUCUGAUAUAAGACCAUCUGGCUUGUGCUUAUGCAGUGUAACUAUUAGGGCAUGAAAGUUUGUCUGCUUCUGAGUUUAGAGACUUUGAGAGAGAUUUGAACCCUUGCUAUUUUAAUAGGAUUAGAUGUUAAUUUUCUGUUUUUGCUCGUUCCUGGUAGUUUUAUCAUGGAUUGCCAUAUCUCUGAUUUGUGCUUGGACCAUUUCCACAAUUUCACUCAAGAAGUUGCCAUCAACUUUGAGCAGAGCUAGUUUAAAUAAAUUAUGAAAUUAUGGCGAGCAAUUUUUUUUUUUUUUUUUCUGUUGUAUGUCCUUUUGUAAUUGGAAAGUAAUGGUAUGAGAUAUUGAGAGCUACUUAAA